Molecule: messenger RNA, 1104 nt
Organism: Zasmidium cellare ATCC 36951
Lineage: Eukaryota; Fungi; Ascomycota; Dothideomycetes; Mycosphaerellales; Mycosphaerellaceae
Exons: 3
Coding region: 1-1104 (367 amino acids)
Biological process (GO): protein folding; protein peptidyl-prolyl isomerization
Molecular function (GO): peptidyl-prolyl cis-trans isomerase activity
Source: RefSeq, a predicted model, not a curated record
AUGGCCUCUCGUUCGCGCGUCUUCCUGGAUGUGAGCAUUGGGGAGGAACCCGCCGGCAGAUUGAACAUCGAACUUUUCAACGACAAGACCCCCAAGACCUGCGAAAACUUCCGACAACUGUGCACCGGCGAACACAAUGGCAUGUCUUACGCCAAGGUGCCCUUCCACCGGGUCAUCGACGAGUUCAUGAUCCAGGGCGGCGAUGUUGCCGAAGGAGACGGGACCGGCACGGCGAGCAUCUACAAUGGCGAAUUCGAAGAUGAAAACCUCAACUGGAGGGAGAUGGACGCCGCAGGUUUGGUAUGCUCAGCCAACCGCGGCAAGGAUACGAAUGGCUCGCAAUUCUUCAUCACCUUGGACCCCUGUCCACACCUGAACGGCAAGCACACCAUUUUCGGACGAAUCGUCUCGGGCGAAGACACGCUGUCACGGACCGCAAAGGUCCCCGUAGACAAGAACGACCGACCCCUGCAGCCUGUCCUUGUGUCACGGUGCGGUGAAUUGGAGAGGAAGAAGAAGCAGCGCGACUCCAAACACGAAGAUGGCGUUCCCAAAAAGAGCAGUACUGAUAGAGGUCGGAGGCGAAAAAGUGAUCAAGAUCCGUCCAGCGACGAAAUGGAUGCCAGUCCACCACCGGAGAGGCGAAGGAAGAGGAGGCAGAGCGAUAAUGUGGUCGAUGAAGGCAUAAGAGGCAGACCCAGAUUGCGCUCGCUAUCGAGGUCGCCUUCCAACCCCAUCAUGGAGGAGGAUGACCAGGAAGUAUCCCCGGCUGAAUUGCACAAGCGGAAGCGAAGUCCAUCUCCAAGCCGGCACAAGGAUCGACGGGAUGAAAAUGCUACGUACGAGCGACGGCGGCGGAGUCUUCCCAACCAAUAUAACGAGCAACGAGACCGAAGGUAUGCCGAUGAGGACAGGUAUCGCCCCAGCCCCAGGCGAGAGGACCAUGGAUACGCGGGUCAUAGAAGAGAAGAUGAUCGCUACCGCCCAUCGAAGAAUCGCUUUCACGACGAAGGGAGGCUGGAUAACGCCGGUCGGCUGAGCGGUUCGGGAAGCGGAGACCAUGCACCCGUGAAAUACAAAGGCAGGGGAGCGAUGCGGUAUUGA